Molecule: messenger RNA, 1403 nt
Organism: Pygocentrus nattereri (red-bellied piranha)
Lineage: Eukaryota; Metazoa; Chordata; Actinopteri; Characiformes; Serrasalmidae
Product: GTPase IMAP family member 4-like
Exons: 4
Coding region: 113-1012 (299 amino acids)
Molecular function (GO): GTP binding
Source: RefSeq, a predicted model, not a curated record
GGCAGCAGCUGCAUUCAGACUGACGACACUGAGAGAGUAUCUUUCACAAACACUCAUCAUCAGAAAACUUGAAAGAAAACGUCAGAAGGAUCAUUUCAGCAUUCAGAGCGUCAUGGAAGGAGCGAGAAGGCGAAAAAACAGCGUUGGAACCCCUCCCAAUGAUUCUAACGUGAGGAUUGUGCUGCUGGGUAAAACUGGAUCAGGAAAGAGUUCAACAGGAAACACCAUCCUUGGUACAAACAAACUGAACGUGGAUUUCUGCCCUCACUCUGUAACUCAUGAAAGUGAGAGAGUAUGCGAAUACUGUGAGGGAAGAAAUGUAUGUGUGAUUGACACUCCAGGCCUUUUUGAUACACACAAGUCAGAGAAUGUAGUGAAAGCUCAGUUGGAAAAGGCCUUGGACCUUGCUUCUCCUGGUCCUCAUGUGUUCUUGCUGGUAAUCAGGCUGGGUCUAUUCACAGAAGAAGAGAAAAAAGCUGUGGAGUGGUUUGAGGAGAACUUUGGAAAGCAGGUCAGAAAAUACACAAUUGUGCUGUUCACUCAUGGAAAUGAGUUAAGAAAGAGUAAGAGGGAACUACAUGAAUUUCUGAAUAAAUCAUCAGACCUUUUAAAGCUAGUUGACCGAAUGGCAGGUUACCAUGUUUUUGAAAAUAAUAAAGAAGAAAAUGACAAUGAUGAUCAGGUCAGCACGCUGCUGAACAUGAUUGAUACAAUAAAGACUAAUAAAAUAAAUCAGAUGUAUACCAGAGACAUGUAUGAGAGUGCUCAGAGAGAGCUACUAAAAAACAAAUCUAAGAAAUUUGCUGGAAUAGGUGGUGGUGCGGCAGGAGCUGCAGGAGGAGGUUUAGCAGCAGCAGCAGCACUGACCAGUGUAACUGGAUUGGCUAAAGUAGGAAUAUUGGCAGCUGGAGCAGCAACAGGUGGAAUUGCAGUAGCUGGACUAGCAGUCCUGGGAGUGGCAGCAGUAUUUUUCUUCACAGAAAAAAAAAUGAUGGGGGACAAAAAUGAAUAAAAAAGACUGUAAAUAAACUUCCUAUGUGUGCCCACAGAAAUAAUGAGGAUAUCCAGAGCAUAUAGUGUAAGCAUCUGACUGUGUUCAUUUAAAUUUAUAAACGUUUUAAAGAGUCUUGAGAGGAUGAACAGUGAGAUGCUUACACUAUAUGCUCUGGAUAACCUGGAAAAUAGUCUAUGACAAUAACUAUAAUAUGGAUAUGAUACGGAUUAAACACUGUUUGGUCACUGUUUUCAACAAGCCAAUCUUGAUUAUGAUGAUUUUCAUAAAAUGUAUGUGGUUACUCGUUGCACCAGUGUGCAAAUUCAUCAUAUAUAUUGUUCUGCAGGAUUUGGUCAUUUAUCUUGUAAUUGUAAAUAUAUAUAUAUAAUUCCUUGUUUGUGUAGCAUUA